Messenger RNA from Cololabis saira (Pacific saury), 2508 nucleotides. Its product is annotated as NLR family CARD domain-containing protein 3-like. NCBI's taxonomy places the organism in Eukaryota, Metazoa, Chordata, Actinopteri, Beloniformes, Belonidae. Gene Ontology annotation, molecular function: protein binding. The transcript has 7 exons. The record is from RefSeq and is a predicted model, not a curated record. The annotation marks the transcript as partial.
AUGUUUCUGAAAAAUAGUGAUGCAUCAAAGGAUUUACCUAUUGUUUUUAAAGAGUCUCCUGGUUUUCCUUCAGAGAGAGUGGACCAGCAGAUCUCAGAGUCCCCCAGUGGUCCGUCUGUCCAGCAGCAUCAGACCCAGCUGGACUCCGUCUUUCAGCUGCUGGAGGACGACAUUGUCAUGUUUGUGAAGGACGAGCUGAAGAAGAUCCAGAAGGUUCUGAGGCCAGAUUACCCAGAAUCCUCAGAGAGUCUGGAGGAGGAUGAAGAUGAAGAGCAGAAGAGCAUCAGAGAGACAUUCAUGAAGAUCACAGUGAAGUUCUUGAGGAGGAGGAAGCAGGAGAAGCUGGCCGACCUCCUGCAGAGCAAGACCGUCGCUGCCGUUUGUCAAUCCAAACUCAAAGUUCAGCUGCAGAAGAAGCACCAGCAUGUGUUUGAGGGAAUCAUUAAAGCAGGAAAUAAAACCCUUCUGGAGCAGAUCUACACGGAGCUCUACAUCACAGAGGGAGGGACCGGAGAGGUCAACGAAGAACAUGAAGUCAGACAGAUUGAAGCAGCUUCCAGGAAACCAGACAGAGCAGAAACAGCCAUCAGACAGGAAGACAUCUUUAAACCCCCACCUGGAAGAGAUGAACUAAUCAGAACAGUGAUGACGAAGGGAGUGGCCGGCAUCGGGAAAACAGUCCUAACACAGAAGUUCAGUCUGGACUGGGCUGAAGGCAGAACCAACCAGGACAUCCAGUUCCUGCUUCCAUUCACCUUCAGACAGCUGAAUGUGCUGAGAGAGGAGAAGUUCAGCUUGGUGGAACUAGUUCAUCACUUCUUCUCUGAAACCAGAGGAAUCUGCAGCUUUGAAGAGUUCCAGGUCGUGUUCAUCUUUGACGGUCUGGAUGAGAGUCGACCUCCUCUGGACUUCCACAACUCUACAUUCCUCAGUGACCCCAGAAGGUCCACCUCAGUGGACGUGCUGCUGACAAACCUCAUCAGGGGGAACCUGCUUCCUUCUGCUCGUCUCUGGAUCACCACUCGACCUGCAGCAGCCAAUCAGAUCCCUCCUGAGUGUGUUGACAUGGUGACAGAAGUCAGAGGGUUCACUGACCCACAGAAGGAGGAAUACUUCAGGAAGAGGUUCAGAGAUGAGGAGCAGACCAGCAGGAUCAUCUCCCACAUCAAGACAUCACGGAGCCUCCACAUCAUGUGCCACAUCCCAGUGUUCUGCUGGAUCACUGCUACGGUCCUGGAGAACGUCCUGGAGAACGUCCUGGAGAACGUCCUGGAAACCAGAGAGGGAGGGGGGCUGCCCAAGACCCUGACUGAGAUGUACAUCCACUUCCUGGUGGUCCAGGUCAAACUGAAGAAGGCCAAGUAUGACGGAGGAGCUGAGACGGAUCCACACUGGAGUCCAGAGAGCAGGACGAUGGUGGAGUCUCUGGGGAAACUGGCUUUUGAGCAGCUGCACAAUGGAAACCUGAUCUUCUAUGAACCAGACCUGAGAGAGUGUGGCAUCGAUAUCAGAGAGGCCUCAGUGUACUCAGGAGUGUUCACCCAGAUCUUUAGAGAGGAGAGCAACCUGUACCAGGACCAGGUCUUCUGCUUCAUCCAUCUGAGUGUCCAGGAGUUUCUGGCUGCUCUUCAUGUCCACCGGACCUUCAUCAAGUCUAGAGUCCACCUGCUGGAUGAACAGAGAAACACAGAGACUGACCUCUAUCAGAGUGCUGUGGACAAGGCCUUACAGAGUCCCAACGGACACCUGGACUUGUUCCUGCGCUUCCUCCUGGGUCUUUCACUGAGAACCAAUCAGAACCUCCUACGAGGUCUGAUGGAACCAAAACAAAGAACUUCCCUGACCAUUCAGAACCGCCUACGAGGUCUGAUGAAACUAGAACAAAGAAGUUCACAGAACAAUCAGGAAACAGUUAAAUACAUCAAGGAGAAGAUCAGUGAGGAUCUGUCUGCAGAGAGAAGCAUCAACCUGUUCCACUGUCUGAAUGAACUGAACGAUCAGUCUCUGGUGGAGGAGGUCCAAGAGUCCCUGAGGUCUGGACGUCUUUCCACAGAUAAACUGUCUCCUGCUCAGUGGUCGGCUCUGGCCUUCAUCUUACUGUCAUCAGAAAAGGAUCUGGAAGUGUUUGACCUGAAGAAGUUCUCAGCUUCAGAGGAGGCUCUACGGAGGCUGCUGCCGGUGGUCAAAGCCUCCAAGAAAGUUGUGUUGAGUGACUGUCACCUCUCAGAGGACAUCUGUCCACUUCUGUCCUCAGUUCUCAGCUCUCAGUCCUCCAGUCUGACAGAACUGGACCUGAGCAACAACGACCUGCAGGAUUCUGGACUGAAGAAGCUGUGUCCUGGACUGGAGAGUCCACACUGUCACCUGGAGUCUCUCAGGCUGUCAGGCUGUCUGAUCUCAGAGGAAGGAAGUUCUUCUCUGGUCUCAGCUCUGACCUCCAACCCCUCCCACCUGAGAGAGCUGGACCUGAGCUACAACCAUCCAGGGAAGACAGCAGGGAAACUUCUG